UCAUUCCAGUGCAAGAGAUACGUCAGCCACAACAUUAGUCUGAAGUGUUGGCGUUUCCCUUCUUACUGACGACAUGGCUGGAGUUCAAGCUGCCUCUCGCCUCCUCUCCAAGAGGCUACUGUCCUCCAGGAAGGGCCCUGCUACGGCAGUUCAAGGUGCAAAAAACCUGCACUUUUCCAUCUAUGGCAAGAGAAAUGCCAAGGUUUCUGAUGAUAUCUCCAAUCAGUACCCAGUAGUAGAUCAUGAGUUUGAUGCCGUGGUGGUUGGCGCUGGAGGAGCGGGACUUCGGGCAGCUUUUGGCCUGUCUGAGGCUGGCUUUAACACUGCCUGUGUCACCAAGCUUUUUCCCACCAGGUCUCACACUGUUGCAGCACAGGGUGGAAUCAAUGCAGCUCUUGGUAACAUGGAGAAUGAUGACUGGCGGUGGCAUUUCUACGACACAGUGAAGGGUUCUGAUUGGCUAGGGGACCAGGAUGCCAUCCAUUACAUGACGGAACAGGCUCCAGCAGCUGUGGUUGAGUUGGAGAACUUCGGCAUGCCGUUCAGUCGCACUGAGGAUGGAAAGAUCUACCAGAGGGCGUUUGGAGGUCAGAGUCUCAAAUAUGGCAAAGGAGGCCAAGCCCACCGCUGCUGCUGUGUUGCUGACAGGACUGGUCAUUCAUUACUUCACACUCUGUAUGGACGGUCGCUGCGUUACGACACUAGUUACUUUGUGGAAUACUUUGCGCUGGACCUGCUGAUGGAAGAUGGCGAGUGCAAAGGUGUGAUUGCGCUCUGCAUGGAGGACGGAUCUAUUCAUCGUAUCAGAGCUCAGAAUACCGUCAUCGCUACCGGGGGUUAUGGUCGAACCUAUUUCAGCUGCACUUCGGCUCAUACUAGUACCGGCGAUGGAAAUGCCAUGGUAACCAGAGCAGGUCUGCCCUGCCAGGACUUGGAGUUUGUACAGUUCCAUCCCACUGGGAUCUAUGGAGCAGGUUGUUUAAUUACCGAGGGCUGCCGUGGUGAAGGAGGCAUUCUCAUCAACAGCGAAGGUGAGCGAUUCAUGGAGCGCUACGCGCCCAACGCCAAAGACUUGGCCUCCCGAGAUGUGGUGUCCCGCUCCAUGACCAUAGAAAUCAGAGAGGGCAGGGGUGUGGGUCCAGAUAAGGACCACGUAUACCUGCAGCUACACCACCUGCCUCCGCAGCAGCUCGCCACAAGGCUGCCAGGCAUUUCUGAGACUGCAAUGAUCUUUGCCGGAGUGGAUGUCACUAAGGAGCCGAUCCCCGUCCUGCCAACCGUCCACUAUAACAUGGGAGGUAUACCUACAAACUAUAAGGGCCAGGUGAUCACGCACACUAACGGCGAGGAUAAGGUGGUUCGUGGACUGUACGCCUGUGGAGAGGCUGCAUGUGCAAGUGUUCAUGGUGCCAACCGACUAGGUGCCAACUCUCUUUUGGAUUUGGUGGUGUUUGGCAGAGCCUGCGCCCUCACCAUCGCUGAGGAGCACAAACCUGGUGAGGCGCUUUCCCCUCUGAAGUCCAGUGCAGGAGAAGAGUCUGUGGCCAACCUCGAUAAAAUGCGGUUUGCCAAUGGAAGUCUGCGAACCUCUGAAAUCAGGCUCAAUAUGCAGAAGGCCAUGCAAGCCCACGCUGCUGUAUUCCGUACUGGUUCUGUCCUGAAGGAGGGUUGUGACAAAUUGGAUGCCAUUUACCAGACUAUGGAAGAUAUCAAGACCUUUGAUCGAGGCAUUGUGUGGAACACGGACCUAGUGGAAACACUGGAGCUGCAGAAUUUGAUGCUGAACGCCGUCCAGACCAUUCACUCAGCUGAGCAGAGGAAGGAAAGUCGAGGAGCUCACGCCAGAGAGGACUUCAAGGAUCGCAUUGAUGAGUACGAUUACUCAAAGCCCUUGCAGGGUCAGGAAAAGAAGCCCUUUGACCAGCACUGGAGGAAGCACACCAUGUCCUAUGUUGACCCCAAAACUGGGAAGGUGACCUUGGAAUACCGUCCUGUCAUUGACCACUCUCUGGAUGAACAGGACUGUGCCCAUGUUCCUCCCGCUAUCCGUUCUUAUUAAGAACCCCUCCAACCAUGGCAACACUCUUCAAAUACUCAUUCACCAACACUUUAUGGAGAAGUUGUUCGUGCAAUACACAGGACUUUGAGGAAAACUAUGCUUUAGAUUGCCUGUGUGUUUAAAGGCUUGUCACCUCUUGUGUAUCACAUGAACACUCAAUCUUUGCCAUUGUGAUUGUGCUGAGCUCUCAUUUCUCAGAUUUGCAUUGCUUAAAAUGCAUUUUAUAUCACAGAUUAGCUUUGGCCUGGACAAGAGAUUGUGUUGCUGUAAGGCAGGGGUGCUCAAGUCCAGUCCUGGAGAGUCCCUAUCCAGCUUGUUUUCCAUUUCUCCCUUCUCCAACACACCUGACUCAAAUAAUCAGGAUCAUUAUCAGGCUCCUGCAGAGCUUGCUGAUGAGCUGAUCAUUUGAUUCAGGUGUGUUGGAGAAGGAGAAAUGGAAAAUAAGCUGGAUAGGGGCUCUCGAGGACCGGACUUGGGCACCCCUGCUGUAAGGCAAUAGGGAAGUUUUAAGCAUGUAAAUAUUACCUAAAUGUACUGUACCAUUAAUAUGGUGGAUUACACAAUACGCAUUCAAAUGUAUUCUUGUCUUACUCACAGUUGCCUUGGAUAGCAUACAUUUGUGAUCUUUUGGUGUGUUUGCACUUAAGAGUAAUGCAAUAUAAAAUCAAUCGUGCUCAAUAUACGUAUUUACUGUACUUGCUGGUAUCAACAACAAAAUGAAGCAUGAAGAAAUUUAAAUUCCUCUUUAUCUUGAAUACAAGACAGCUGUGUCAGUAAAGUCCUCAAAGCUCUGUCCUGCUACAAAUGCAAACAUAGGGAUGGAAGAUAAGGAUGUUAAAAAGAAAACGCAGUGCUAGUUUAUCAAUGCUUUGUUGAACAGUUGUUGUUUUUGUUUUUUAAUUAUCCUACUGAAUUCAGUAUUGAGUUGGUCCUGUUUCAAUUAAAAGCGGUUUAUAGAUAAAAUGAGGUUGGCCGGGUGUCAUCACAUAGACAUUGUUUCUUGAUCAGCAUUGUUUGAAGUGGUUGUGAUUUAAUUUAUUUGCCUUUUUCCCCUCCGACUCAUGCUUUGUUUCAUGUUGAAUAAAAGAUAGACAAUGAAAGGAAACAAAA
Messenger RNA from Corythoichthys intestinalis (scribbled pipefish), 3169 nucleotides. It is a transcript of the gene sdha, whose product is annotated as succinate dehydrogenase complex, subunit A, flavoprotein (Fp). The transcript has 15 exons. NCBI's taxonomy places the organism in Eukaryota, Metazoa, Chordata, Actinopteri, Syngnathiformes, Syngnathidae. Gene Ontology annotation, molecular function: succinate dehydrogenase (quinone) activity; flavin adenine dinucleotide binding; electron transfer activity. Bases 74 to 2059 code for a protein of 661 amino acids. Gene Ontology annotation, biological process: tricarboxylic acid cycle; mitochondrial electron transport, succinate to ubiquinone. The record is from RefSeq and is a predicted model, not a curated record.